This is a messenger RNA of Hirsutella rhossiliensis, 2721 nucleotides long. RefSeq names its product PIF1-like helicase domain-containing protein. Lineage: Eukaryota; Fungi; Ascomycota; Sordariomycetes; Hypocreales; Ophiocordycipitaceae. The transcript is spliced from 9 exons. The coding region runs from base 1 to 2721 and encodes 906 amino acids. Gene Ontology annotation, biological process: DNA repair; telomere maintenance. Gene Ontology annotation, molecular function: DNA helicase activity. The record is from RefSeq and is a predicted model, not a curated record.
AUGCGGCGGAAAAUCCAGUCGCUCAUCGUCGGAUAUGGCGUGCCGGCCAUCUGGUUCACCAUCAACCCGAACGACAUUACGAACCCGGUGAAGCUGCGACUGGCGGCAUACCGCACACGCGAUCCCGACGCGGCCGAGGAGUUCUUAGAAGGCCUUGGGGAUGCGUAUAAGCGGGCACGGCUGGCGAUAUCGGAUCCCAUGAGCUCGGCCGUGUUCUUCCACCGCGAGAUGAAGCUGUUCUUCGAUCAUUACGUGAAGGUCGGUGAAGACUCGAUGCUUGCCGACAUCCACGGGGAGGAUCAGGCGGCGUAUCGCGAGCGAAUCGUCCGAUACAUCGAUAGCGUCUUCUCAGAGGAUCUGGACCAGGAAAGUUUUUGCGCCGUGCAAGCGGAGCGAUCUGUGACGGGCGGUAUUGGUUCCCUGCUGGACAACGCCGCGCAGUUCUCGGCCGCGUUUAUCGAGGAGGCCAACUUCUGUGCCGGCGCGACGCAGGUGCACACGCAUAGCCCGACCUGUGUGAAGUAUUCCUUGGGCAAGGAGGGCGGAAGGGACCUCUGCCGGUUCAAGGCGCCAUGGAGGUUAGUCGACAAGACCGCCCUCACGGCAGACGGGGUGCUGCAGAUCCGGAGGACACACAGCAUGGUCAAUCGAUGGAACGAGGCUAUUGCUGUCGGGCUCCGGCACAACCAUGAUAUUUCCUUCAUUGCGACGCAGCGCAAGACAAUGGCCCUCAUCUAUUAUGUCACGAACUACGCGACCAAGGUGGAGGACCCGGUGUGGAAGCGUGUGGCGGCCGCGGCCGAGCUCCUGGCCGCCUCAACAGGUGAUGGCACGGCAAACGGAGGGCGGGACGGUGGCGGAGACGCUGCCACCGAUGACCCUGUCGAGGUCGUCGCUCACCUUCUCGGAUAUCCGGCCGAGUUCACCGACAGCAGCGCGUGGGCGUACCUGAACUGUUCUCUGCUGUACUGGGAAGUCUUUCGGCGAUGGCGGCAUCUCCGAGAAGCCAGUGGCGCUGCGGCUACGGAUGACACCUUGGAUGAGUCGGUGCUCAGGCGGCCGGGCAAGCACGCUACCGUCUGCCUCGACGGCUACCUGAGCAAGGACUUCACCUACGAUGACGAGUCGUGCUACCGGAGGGCAGCCGUGCAGCAUCUUGCGCUGUUCGUGCCGUGGGAGUCCUUCCUGGGCGAAGGAACAGGUGAGAUCAACAGCAUCUGGGCGCGGGCUCGAGACGCUAUGGCCCCGAGAAUAUCAUGUCUGGUCGACAACGUGCAGCUGCUUCGACGAUCCGCCGAAGACGCAAAACGCGACGCCAAGCAAUGGGCAGCCUCGUCCGGCGAUGGCGACCCGACGGUCGCACACGUCGAGGAGGGUGGAGCAGGCGAGGCGGGCGCGGAGUCUGCAGCGACAUAUCAGCCCAACAGCAUCGGAGACGCAACGCGGCUCAUCGACGUCGUCCGAGGUGCAGUGGGAGCGAAUCAGGUGACGGCCAAGUCGCCGGAGCUCAUGGCAAUGAUACAGCAGCUCUGUCGGUUUCAGCAAUCGGCGCUGCGCUCGACGGCCGAGCUCGAGGCCACGGCGCUGAUCGAACGAGGGAGAGGCGUCCAUCGCUUUUCUGAUAAUAUGCCGCCAGCUCGAUUUGAUGCAGCAGACCCACGGGGCGAUGCCUGCCAGCUGCGCCAGUUCGUCGGUGGCGAGGGCGGUACCGGCAAGUCGCGAAUCAUCGAGGCACUCGUCGAGCUGUUCAGUAAAAAGAGCCUUUCGAAUCGUCUGCUGAUCACGGCGACGUCGGGGACUGCGGCGGCGCGGAUCAACGGCAUCACGAUCCACUCCGCCUGCGGGUUCACUAAAGACCAAGGGGCGGGGGGCGCGAACAUGGUCAAAGACCUUGACGGGGUGCGGCUGCCGAAACAGGCGGAGCGGUUCAUCCACGGCCAGUCUCGAAUGGAUUGGCAGGAGAAGGAUGUGCUCGUCAUCGACGAGGUGAGCAUGCUCGGGGCGCGGACGCUGCACGCCGUGAACGAGCGGCUUCGCCGGCUUCGCGGAUCGCGGCAAGAUUUCGGGGGGAUCCCCAUCGUCCUCUUCUGCGGAGAUUUUCAGCAGUUCCGGCCGGUCAAGAGAGACAACUCGUUCAAGGCCGAGCAGCGUCACCAGCACGACAAAGCGCACGCACUGUGGAAGAGGUUCACGACGGUCGUCAUGCUGGACGAGCAGAUGCGCGCCGCCGGCGACCCGGAGCUGCAGAGGCUGCUGAAGCGGAUCCGUCUAGGCGUGCAGGAUCGGACGGAUCUAAACCUCCUCAACUCAAGGAAUCGGUGGAACCUGAACAUGGAGGCGAGCCUGGCGUUCCGGGUCCAGCAGCGGUCGACGAUGCGCAUUUUCAUCUCCGAGCACAAGUGGAAGGAGGAGCUGCCGACGGAGGAAGAGGCGAUCAUGAUACUCAACCAGGGCGACGAUAGCGCGAUCCCGGUGCCGGCCGUCUUCAUGUUCGUGGCCGGGAUGCCCAUCGUCGUGAACCACAACACCCACCAGGGGCUGAAGCUAGUGAACGGCGCGAGCUACUCGGCGGUGGAGGUCAUUGUCGACAAGGCGUACCCGGGGCAUCGGAUCUCGGCCGAUAUGACGAUCCACUUCGGGCCGCCGGCGGGAUCAUUCUCGAAUCGGAGACGACGAGAUAUCUCCACUUCGUCGGGAUGCCGCCGGGCACGAUCUUGUUGA